Lynx canadensis (Canada lynx) is the source of this 2249-nucleotide messenger RNA. RefSeq names its product gametogenetin-binding protein 1-like. The coding region runs from base 859 to 2031 and encodes 390 amino acids. The record is from RefSeq and is a predicted model, not a curated record. Lineage: Eukaryota; Metazoa; Chordata; Mammalia; Carnivora; Felidae. The transcript is spliced from 7 exons.
GGAGCCCAAUGUGGGGCUGCAUCUCACUACUGUGAGAUCACGACCUGAACCGAAACCAAGAGUUGGAUGCCUAACCCAUCAGGCCACUCAGGUGCUCUUACUGAAUCUUUUCAAUAACUCUUGGAAGUAGACGCUGUCCACUGCACCCGUUUUACAGACGAACAAACUGAGGCUCAGUGAGUGGGCUUAAGGAACUCGCAGGGUCACUAAGCUGGGUUUAUAAUCAAGUCUAUAGGUGUCGUGGGAAAUAAUAAUACUAACUUGAGAUUCAACGUGCAAUUAAGACGGGCGCACAGGCACCCUGGUGGUCUCUAGAGAUUUGAAAUCCUAAAGGUGACAGGCAGAUAAACAGAGAUGAAAACAGGGGUGUCUGGGUACCACCUGAGGAUGUGCAAGUGGAUGCUGAGAGGCAAGAAAAGAGGGAGGAUAGACACUAUCUGGCUGUGAGGAGUGGAUUUGAAAGACAAGCCAGGUGGAGAGAGUUGUGUGCAGAGGCCCCAAAAGCCCCUGCCCCAUUCCCAGUCCAAGGACCCCCAGCUUCCUCUGCCUGCUCCCCACCCCCAUGCCUUCUGGAGCCUCAUUAGCCACCUCAUUAGCCUCCAGUCUGCCUUCCUGUACCUUUUCCCCCUGCCUCAUCGACCUCCUGCCCUCUCUGCCCCCAGCGAAUCCCCUCUACCAUGUCUUCCUCCCUGGCUCCCCAUCACUCCCCUGCCCUCCCCCCGCCACCCCCGGCCUUUGCCUUCUAGAACUCUUGGAAGUUUCCAACUGGAAGUUUUAAUUUGAAAACUCCUCCUGUUCUUAAGCAGUUGGUGGGGUGGCUGUGACGGCCCCACCCUUCGAGUCAGGGUCUCUCUCGGGAUGGAGGCCCCAGCUCCAAACCGUCAAUCCCGAAUUUUGGGCCGCUCCUCCAUGUUCCGCUUUUUCCGUAGCCUGGUGGGGAACAAGGGCAGCCCAAAGAGCUCUGACAAGACCCCGAUAGGGAGUCGGACAUGCUCCUUGCGAGAGCAAGCCGCCACCCCAUUGGUGAUGAACCGCCAUGGAGGGGUGGGGAGGAAGGAGCCAAAGCCAUCCACCACACUACCCUACAUGCUGUCUGUGGCCUUGCCACGGCAGGACCCCUUGGGGCUAGGGAUGGGGGACACAGGGGCCCAGACCCCUACCCCCACGGAAGUCCUGAGGGUGGGGGCCCAGGGUGUAGAGGUGAAGCCUGUCCUGCCCAGGAGAAGCCAGGAGGUGCUGGGCAACCUGUCUGGGAAAGAGGAAACGGAAGAAGAGAAGGAGGAGGAGGUAGGGGAGGCCUCCGGGGAUACAGAGACCUCAGACAGGGGCCACUUUGCCCAAGCUUUGGAGUUGGAGCAAGGAUGCCUGCAGAGGGCCAUGGGGCCACUGGAGGUCAGCCCCGAGACCUUCACCAAGGAGGAGGAGGAGAAGGAGUGUCUGCUUGACGGAGACCUCAGGCUGGCCUCUUCGAAGGUGGGGACAACUCCUUGGAACCGCCGCCUCCUCACCUUGUACAAGCAGCUUCAGAAAUCAGCCGUGGCCAAGUUUCCUCUCAAGGAAGGCUUGCCUGAUGAGGAGAAAGGCAAGGAAGAGGAAAUGGAGGAAGAGGACAGCUCAUUCAAGGUCUGUGUCCCAGGCAUUGUCACCCUGCAGUCACCGCUGCAUAAGACUUUUAGGUCAACAGAUACAGUGGGUUUCGUGGAGUCGGAGUUAAAGAAGCUUUUGGUAGUACAACGGGAGUCCCGCCUCUGGAAGAUGGGCAGUCAUGAGGGCCGGGAGCUGCUGACCCAGCCAGAGAUCACCCUGGAGGAGGCAGGCAUUGUGGACGGCCAGGGACACCAAGCCGAGGGGGAAGGAAGCCACCCCCCAGCCUUUUGGGAAUGCUGGGGACCUAGGGGAGGGGCGCUGAGGCAGCUGAAGCACCAUCCUAGGCUGGAGGGAAGGGUGCAGCCCCCCCUUGGUGUGGUGUCCAGGACAGAGCACCUGCUCCUGGAGGAGAUGGACGAGAUGGGAAACUGGCCUCCAGAGUGAAGCUGGUGCUGGCCCUGAGUCUGCCCUGCUCCCAGAUCCCUUCAACCCGAAUAGAGCUUUAGCCUCCCUCUUCUGAGGGCACAUCCAAGGAGCCCCUGGGGCCAAGGGGUCUUGAUAUAAAUGGAAUCCAUGUGUCUGCAGGGUGGGCCUGCUCCAGAAUGUUCCUACCCAUCAGACUCAGGCCUGUGAUAGUAAUAAAACCCACUUUGACUUUUUGG